Molecule: messenger RNA, 2214 nt
Organism: Eufriesea mexicana
Lineage: Eukaryota; Metazoa; Arthropoda; Insecta; Hymenoptera; Apidae
Exons: 3
Coding region: 374-850 (158 amino acids)
Source: RefSeq, a predicted model, not a curated record
UUCUCGAUGCCAAUUGAGUUCGAUAACUGCAAAUGGUCGUUUAAUAACAGAUGAUUGAACGCGUUCCGCGGCGCGGCCUAGCAUUUAUCUGUCAAAACUAGUGACGGCCGGCCGAUCGACGAUGAGCCGGUUCACGCGUGCCUGUUGAUCGUUCACGCUACAGUUUUAAGUUAUCCGGACGAAUACAUUAAUGAUAGACGCGUGUGUACAUUUGUACGUACAGCAUUACGAUUCCCGAGCGGCACAAUCGUAUCGACCGUAAGUGUUCUUCGAAUAAUCGCGUUCAUUAUUAUGUGAUCGUGUAUCGGGAACGAACGAUACGCGGAAAGAAAGACAAAGAACGAGCGAAGGAAAGGAAAAAAAAGCAAGGAAAAUGCGAAACGUUCGAGUCGAUGUGUUCUGCUAUCUCAUCGUGGCACAACUUUUUCUAGCGCCAUUCAGUUACGCAGCUGGAAAUGAAACGGCUGUAUUUAAAUCCUGUGACAUCCACGACCUGAACGAGGAAUGUGGUUUACAUCAAAGAUGCUUUCAAUCGUCGAAGGAUGCAGAAUCACAAUGCAGAUGCGAGCAUGGUUACGAGCUGGAAGGAGAAGAAUGUAUUCAAGUUGCAACUACCACGGUUGCUAACAUAACCACCGAUCAUUUAGACGCCAAAGUCAACUCAAGAGGUAGCUCUGUAGCCGCUGGUUUACUGAUACCAAUCUUUCUCAUAGUACUGAUCGUAGUACUGUAUUUUGUCGCGAGGCAGUAUAAGUGGCUGCAACGAAUUCGACAGCUUCGUCCAAAUCAUUAUGGUAAUGUCCUAGUCACGAGAGACGACGACGACGAUGACGAUCCACCUAUAGCGUAAGCAGGUAUCUAAUAUUAACUAAUUUGUGUGCCGUGUACAAAUUGCGAAAGGCUUUAUCAAAAGCAAAAACAUUAACGCGGAGACGCUCAGUUACACAAUUGAUAAUUUAAAGCGACAAGCUUUGAGUUACCGCUACGUGGAUCGCCUUACCGAAUGACCGCAACAAAAAUUUAAUACCGGUUCACGUCCAAUUUCUUCGUCUUUCUGGACAGGUUGUGAGAAAAUCUCCAUCGAUUUCUCCGCCGGCUUUUCUAUAGACAAUGCAUUUAACCGCUUAUACCUCUGUAAUCGUGAUUUCGAGCAUUUCAUUCAACGUUCAACAUCGCACAUGAAAGUCUUCUCUUGAAGCUUGUUACGCUUAGGGAACAAUAUUGUGUAACUUUGUGUAUAUAUGGAGGAAAGGAUUAGGUGCAAGAUACAUGCGAGGGAAAAAUAUUCGUCGAACUGAAUUAAGAGGCUAAAUGUAAACGAGUGUCAGUGUAAGUAGAUGAGUUUUAUGCCGAUAUGCUAAAUUGAUUUUCGCCAACGUCUUUAUGUACAUUUAUGCGUGUACGCGGUGACAAUCGUUUCUAAACAUAUCAAACAUCCUUAUCGAUGGUUGAAAGCUGCGUAAACGUUUGGCAAUAUUACCAAUUCCUUUGCUCUACGUUCGAAUAAUUUUUCUACGAAUACUCGGAAUAUCUUGCAUAAAAAUAUUGCUACUUACACGAUCACCGAAUCUAUGUUUAUAUACGAUGGUUGUAAGGGAUACGGGAUAAUUGACUGCGUUUUCGAUAGUUUUUAAGGACAUAUUGAAAGCAUAAUUUUUUACCAUGAUAUUAAGAAGCUGGUCAGUAAAUCGUUACGCGUUAUCGAUAUAUUGUAUAAAAUCGAUGAUUAUCGCGGCCCAUCUUUCACUGUACUCAAAAUUUAGGACGAAUUAUCCGCGCUCGUAACAAGAUUGUAAUUUCGUGCAAUGAAAUUUGUGCAUGUGACGCGAUUAAUAUCGAUGCGAUCGUUUAUAAGCAAUGUAUUUCCUUCGUUAUUUCUUUCCAUUAUUAUCGUUUCUUACUCUGCGAAAUUUCUUAUAAAUCGAUGCUACAUCCGGAGUACCGAAAUCGUGUCAUGUGGAUAGAUUUUCCUCGUUCUCUCUGAAUGUCUUGUUCUUUCGAGGAUAACUCUCAAAAGCAAAUGUUACUUUACCAAAGAAUAAAUGUUUCAGGAUUUCAAUUAGUACAUACGUCCGAUCGCAUGCAAAGGCUCGAAGAAUCCUUCUGUUAAUUAAACAGUGUGCGUUCCGCAAGCAUUUCUGCGAUGCUGGUACAGUUACAUGCGUGGAUUGGAUUCAACGAGAGAAAGAGAGGGAGAGAGAGAGAGAGAGAGAA